Molecule: messenger RNA, 1781 nt
Organism: Asparagus officinalis (garden asparagus)
Lineage: Eukaryota; Viridiplantae; Streptophyta; Magnoliopsida; Asparagales; Asparagaceae
Product: sugar transporter ERD6-like 6
Biological process (GO): transmembrane transport; carbohydrate transport
Cellular component (GO): membrane
Molecular function (GO): sugar transmembrane transporter activity
Source: RefSeq, a predicted model, not a curated record
CUCUCUCUCCGUUCGAGAAAGAAAUCAAGAACUCUAGCGAGGGAAAACAAAAGAAUCAAUGAGUUUUAGAGGGGAAGAGAGCGGAGGCGAGGAUGGGCUGCGUGGACAAGAUCGGAGCUUCCUCUGCUUCGGUCAUCAGGGACUCCUCCGUCUCCGUCGUCCUCUGCACCCUCAUCGUCGCCCUCGGCCCGAUACAGUUCGGCUUCACCGGGGGUUUCUCCUCCCCUACUCAGGACUCCAUCAUUCAUGAUCUCAACCUCUCCCUCUCCGAGUUCUCUGCAUUUGGAUCGCUAUCCAACGUGGGCGCUAUGGUUGGUGCCUUACAAGCGGGCAGCUUGCUGAGUAGCAUUGGACGCAAAGGGUCAUUGAUGAUCGCCGCUAUUCCGAACAUAAUUGGCUGGCUUGCCAUUUCUUUUGCAAAUGACUCCUCGUUUUUGUACAUGGGUCGGUUGCUGGAGGGUUUUGGAGUAGGGGUGAUCUCAUAUACGGUGCCUGUAUAUAUUGCUGAGAUAGCUCCUCAGAACAUGAGAGGAGGCCUCGGCUCAGUGAAUCAGCUCUCUGUCACCAUAGGGAUAAUGUUGGCAUACAUCUUCGGCAUGUUUCUCCCAUGGAGGAUGCUUUCUAUUGCAGGAACACUGCCAUGCAUAAUCCUGAUUCCGGGAUUAUUUUUUAUCCCGGAAUCCCCAAGGUGGCUGGCAAAAAUGGGAAUGAUGGAAGAUUUUGAAGCUUCCUUACAAGUUCUAAGGGGAUUUGAUACAGAUAUUACUGUUGAAGUAAAUGAAAUCAAGAGAUCUGUGCAAUCGGGUACCAGGAGAACUACAAUUCGAUUUACGGAUCUCAAACAGAGAAGAUACAGUGUUCCUCUUAUGAUCGGAAUUGGUUUACUUGUCCUGCAGCAACUAAGUGGAAUCAAUGGUAUCUUGUUUUACGCCAAUAAUAUGUUUAAAGCUGCUGGAGUUACAAAUAGCCAAGCUGCUACAUGCGGACUUGGGGCCAUUCAGGUCAUUGCUACUGGAGUUACCACAUGGUUGUUGGACAGAGCUGGGCGUCGACUUCUCCUUAUAAUUUCUAGUGCCGGAAUGACUAUUAGCCUUCUUAUUGUUGCUGUCGCAUUUUAUUUGAAGGAUGCUGUUUCACAUGAUUCUAAAUUCAACUUUAUACUGAGUGUUCUCUCACUGGUUGGACUUGUGGCUUAUGUCAUCUCUUUCUCUCUUGGGAUUGGGGCCAUUCCAUGGAUCAUAAUGUCUGAGAUUCUCCCUGUUAAUAUCAAGAGUCUUGCUGGCAGUGUAGCAACUCUUGCCAACUGGUUGACUUCCUGGGUUAUCACGAUGACUGCCAAUUUACUUCUGAGUUGGAGCAGUGGAGGAACUUUUACGAUCUAUACGGUUGUCAGUGCUUUUACCCUAGUGUUCGUGAUCUUUUGGGUUCCUGAAACAAAGGGAAGGACUCUAGAGGAAAUUCAAUGGUCAUUCCGAUGAGUUACCCAAAUGAAGUCGCUGCGGAUUCUAGACUGCCAUAUUUUGGAUGACAUACCAUCAGAUGCCAGUUAAAGCUUCAAACAUUUUCGGCUGUGCUACUGCUGCUGCUGCUAGUAUUGUUGUUAUCAGAUUUCGUGGAUAAAUUGGUCUUACCUCUUUUGGGCUCUUCUCGUAAAUUUUUUUACUUGUACUGUCCUUUUAUGUACUAUCCUUUUAUCCAAUUGAUUGAAUUAAUAAGAUAUUCUUGCUUGCAGUGGAAUUGUAAGGUUUUGAAUAAAAAAAAAAUGAAUUUUCAUUUCUUUA